AAAUUUAGGUAUCGAUCCGAUACCAGGUAUGAUCAUACAAUGGUCAUAAUUUAAGUCCUGGUGUGUUCAGCGACGUAUUUCCUGAGUUUACAAACAUAAUAUGAAUUUUUAAAAAAGGAAAAAUUGUUUUGUGAUGCUAAAAAAUCUCUAUAUAAUCAUAGUAGUAUCGACUAGAUAGGGUCCUGUACUUGGUAUCCUUACAGUGGAUGUCAGGUGUAGAUCCACCCAUGGCGUUUGUUUCCAUUGUGACACAGCGCUCUGAGGAAAGGCUGUCGAUGUCUGGAAAUAGACUGCUGGGAUGGACCAGGUAUGGAGCCGGUGGUCUACCACGGGUACACUUUGACCACCAAGAUACUCUUCAAGGACGUCAUCACCACCGUGGACCAGCACGCCUUCGAGGUGUCUGUUUACCCGGUGAUCCUGUCACUGGAGAACCAUUGUUCUAAAGAACAGCAGGAGGUCAUGGCCCUCUACCUCACUGGCAUACUGGGGGACAAACUGCUCAAUGUCCGCCUGGAUCACCCCACCACUGGAGACCUCCCAAGCCCAAAGGACCUAAAGUAUAAGAUCCUCAUUAAGAAUAAAAAGCUAAAGCCUCGUGCUAAGGUAGAGGGAGUGACAGGGACAGAGGCAGACGAGAGUGGAGAUGAGGGCGAGGAGGAAGAGGAGGAGGAGGAAGAGGAGGAGGAGGAAGAUGACGAUCUGCAGAGCAGACUUAAGUUUUGGUCUCCCAGAAAGAUUGUCAAAAAGAAGAAGGUGGUGGUGGCGGACGCUCUGUCUGACCUUGUCACCUACACCGUGUCUGUCAAGUUCAUCAGCUUCAGCCAUUCCAAAGACUGUCAGAACUACUGUGAGAACACCUCCAUGGGGGAGAAAAAAGCCCGCAAGCUGGCAAAAGUUACAGGUAAAGAAUUUGUUCACCACAAUCAGAAGUUCCUCAGCAGGAUUUACCCAGCAGGCUCCAGGACGUCUUCCUCCAACUAUAACCCUCAGGAGUUUUGGAACGUGGGCUCGCAGCUCGUGGCACUCAAUUUCCAGUCCCUGGGAAUGCCAAUGGACCUUAAUGAUGGCCGUUUCCAGGACAACGGGGGCUGUGGGUAUGUCUUAAAGCCUGCAGUGCUCAUGUCCAGUCAGAAGAGCUUUGAUCCUGGCGGCAGUCAGCGCGGCGUGCAACCAACACACCUGCUGCUCAAGGUGAUCAGUGGCUCCAACCUACCUGUUCCCAGGAGUGGCAAGGCUCUGGACCCUUUUGUCAGAGUGGAGAUUCACGGGAUCGCAUCGGACUGCAGCAGGAAAACCACACACACUGUCAAAAACAACUCUUUGAACCCGUUCUGGGACGCCGACAUGAACUUCCGCCUCAGCAUCCCUGAACUGUGCCUGGUCCGCUUCUCCGUCCGAGACCAGACCGGUUUCCUGUCCAGCGACUUCGUGGGCCAGUACACGCUGCCGUUCUUCAGCAUGAAGAAAGGCUAUCGCUGGGUGCCUCUACGGGCCCGAGAUGGAUGCAGCCUGGAUCCAGCCUCUCUUUUUGUUUUUGUCUGGUACUCCUAAAACACAGCUCCGGAACACUUUGGCAACAGGGAGGCAGCUCAACAACAAAUAGAAAGACAUUGAAUAGAUGCAUGAGCUGUAUAUAUUCUUGCAUGUGCUGCAGGGUUUAGGAGCAGAAGCCUCCAGCGUGGCUGAAAAGCAGCUCGUCUAAAACUGAAAAAUCCCUGGAGUGAGAUUGUAGUUUCCUGUGACGAAAUGAAUAUUUGAUGCAAGUUCAGUUGUUUUUUUCUCUCUCAGAAGAAAUCUGGCUGAGUGGCCAACACGUGCCGGCAGGUUACAGUAAUAAGUGGAGCUGCAUCUCUCCCACAUGAGAAAUCCUGCAGGGAAUAACAUAAAUAGCCGUCACAGAGGUGUACAUUAUUGAAGAAGUCUAUUUUCAUCCGGGCUCAUCACUACAUCCACUAAAUGAGGUUUUUUUUUCUCUCUAAAUGAGACAGGGACAGAGGAUGGUGUGUGUAUAUAUGUUUAUAUACACAUAUAUAUAUAUAUAUAUAUAUGUGUGUGUAUGUAUAUACACACAUAUAUAUGUAUAUAUAUACAAAUAUAUAUAUAUGUGUAUAUAUAUAUAUAUGUGUGUGUAUAUAUGUGUGUGUACGUAUAUACACACACAUAUAUAUAUGUGUAUAUCUAUAUAUAUAUGUGUGUGUAUGUAUAUACACACAUAUAUAUGUAUAUAUAUAUAUAUAUACACACAUAUAUGUAUAUAUAUAUAUAUAUAUAUAUACCUGCGAUGAGGUGGCGAUUUGUCCAGGGUGUACACCGCCUUUCGUCCGAUUGUAGCUGAGAUAGGCACCAGCGCCCCCCCCCGCGAUCCCAAAGGGAAUAAGCGGUAGAAAUGGAUGGAUGGAUGGAUAUAUAUACAUACAUAUAUAUAUAUAUAUAUUUACAUACAUAUAUAUAGUAUAUACAUAUAUACUAUAUAUAUGUAUAUAUACAUAUAUGUAUAUAUAUACAUAUAUAUAGUAUAUACAUACAUAUAUAAAUAUACAUAUAUAUGUAUAUAUACAUAUAUAUUUACAUACAUAUAUAUGUAUAUAUAUACAUACAUAUAUAUAUAUAUAUAUAUAUAUAUAUAUAUAUACAUACAUAUAUAUAUAUAUAUAUGUAAAAAGUUCUAUUUUGGUUUCAUCUGACCACAUGACAUUCUCCCAAUCCUCUGCUGUAUCAUCCAUGUAUCCAUUUUGGUAUAAACUCAACUGGUGGUGUUUGGAGGAAGAAGAAUACUGAGUUGCAUCCCAAGAACACCACACCUACUGUGAAGCAUGGGGGUGGAAACAUCAUGCUUUGGGGCUGUUUUUCUGCUAAGGGGACAGGACGUUUGAUCCGUGUUAAGGGAAGAAUGAAUGGGGCCAUGUAUCGUGAGAUUUUGAGCCAAAACCUCCUUCCAUCAGUGAGAGCUUUGAAUGGUUGACCAAAUACUUAUUUUACAAAUAAAUUCUUUAAAAUUCC
Molecule: messenger RNA, 3003 nt
Organism: Nerophis ophidion (straightnose pipefish)
Lineage: Eukaryota; Metazoa; Chordata; Actinopteri; Syngnathiformes; Syngnathidae
Product: 1-phosphatidylinositol 4,5-bisphosphate phosphodiesterase zeta-1-like
Exons: 10
Coding region: 310-1554 (414 amino acids)
Biological process (GO): intracellular signal transduction; lipid metabolic process; positive regulation of cytosolic calcium ion concentration involved in egg activation
Cellular component (GO): nucleus
Molecular function (GO): phosphatidylinositol-4,5-bisphosphate phospholipase C activity
Source: RefSeq, a predicted model, not a curated record